Molecule: messenger RNA, 1809 nt
Organism: Mytilus trossulus (common blue mussel)
Lineage: Eukaryota; Metazoa; Mollusca; Bivalvia; Mytilida; Mytilidae
Product: non-structural maintenance of chromosomes element 1 homolog
Exons: 8
Coding region: 269-1063 (264 amino acids)
Biological process (GO): double-strand break repair via homologous recombination
Cellular component (GO): nucleus; Smc5-Smc6 complex
Molecular function (GO): ubiquitin-protein transferase activity
Source: RefSeq, a predicted model, not a curated record
AAAUUAAUCUCUAAAUUUUAAACCAAAUGCUACAUGACGAUGUAAAUGGAUUAGUCUUAAAUCAAAAUAAAAAUCAUAUAGAGUUGACACAAAAUCAUGCAGAAACAAUAAUUUUUAAAAGAGUUGAUCUUUCUCUUAGCUCAUUAUAGAUUUUAAAUUAUAUGGUACCAGUCAAAUAUUUGGAUUUGGCGGGAACCAGGAAGAAAAAUAAACAGAACAGACACAAGAAACACACACUGGAUAUUUAUUGAGUAAAGACCAGAAAACAAUGUCAAUGAAAGAUAGUCAUAAGCUGUUCCUACAGUCUUUCAUGUCGAGAGGACUACUGGAUGCUAAGGAGGUGCGACAAUUGUACAGAACUUGUUGUCUAAAAUUCAAUGAGAAAUAUGCAGAAAAGGAGGAAGAUCAGAAAGCACAUUUGUUGGAGUUUGUAAGAACUAUUAAUAGAAACAUUCAACCAUUUCACAUGGAGAUUAAAAAAGGUGUUAGUGAGGAAGAAGGAAAAAGUUUUUACUGUUUGGUUUGUACCUCAGAUACAAGUAUAACUAAGUUAGCUUCAGACUACACUCAACCAGAAAUGGAGUUCUUCAAAAGGCUGAUUGAAAGCAUUAUAGAUUCAGAUAAUGGUGAGAUUGGAUCAACAUCAGCUAUAAACAGUGUAGAUAAACUAGAGAAAGUAAACAAGAAAUUGAGUAAACAAGACGCUCAGACCUUAUUAGAGAGACUUGAAGCUCAGAAAUGGAUUAAAAUUAGUAGAGGUCGUGUAUCUCUAGCAACUAGAGCCUUGUUAGAGUUAGAACAGUACAUAUUAGAAGUAUACUCCAAUAUAACAGACAAAUGUAAUGUUUGUAAAAGAUUAUGUGUGAAGGGUCAGUCAUGUGAUAGUUGUAAUACCAAGUUGCACUUCCACUGUGCCACCCGAUUCUUCCAAAACAAAGAGAACCCACGAUGUCCCAACAAAGAAUGUGGUGUAAACUGGGCACAUGAAAUACCUAAUAAAUCUACAGAUGUGGAAAUGCCAUCAACACAACAAGAGAGUCGGAAGAGAAAAACGAGAACUUGAUGUUUUAUGUUUUAUUGAUGUGAAUUACUAGUCAGACUGAUUUGAUAUUUGAGGAAAGGCGAUCGUGAAGUUGUUCUGAAUGUUAUGAUUGGAUUGUAUAUUGAGGUCUUGAAAACAAGUUGGAUGGAAUCAAGUAUAGAAAAUGGACGGAGAAAUGAAGUGUUGAAAUAUUUACCUAUUAUGAUCACUCUACAAGAUUGAGAUUUUUUAUUUGCAUAUUCCAAACCAUUUCAGUCAUUUCAAAUUACAAGGAAAAGAAAAUCAAGCGAGAAAAAACUGUUGUAAAUAAAAUGACCAAAACAAGCAAUUUCCUCCUGUUUUGUUGAAAAUCUUUAAUACUAUUAACAUAUUUAUGUAGAAUGUUUUAAGUUUCUUUGGCAUUAAAGUUAAUGUUUCUUAAAGGGGAAAUAAAAACUUUAUGAAUGAGUAAAAACAAAUCAAAAUACAAGUAAAGGAAUUGUUUAUAAAUGUUGUCGGUAUAGUUAUUCAAAAUCUUUGGCAGUGUAAUAAUCUGUGCACACAAUUUAUAGUUGUGAACCUAUAUAAGGGUUGUAAAGGUAACGCUAUUUUUAAUAUUUUAUUAAAUACAGAAACGGUACAAUAUACAAUCAAACUAAUUCAGCAAUAUGUGAAAAUAAAGUGGGGAUCACACGCUACUAUUUGUAUAUUCACUUGUUUCCAAAAAUGCUCUUAUUUUUAAUAGAAAAUGUCAUUAUUGUGACAGCACAUAUUCUGAACAAAGCAGA